CGGUCCUCUCGGCGAGAAGGUGCCCAUGUCCGUCCUCAUCCACAACUCGAUGCCGCAUCUUCAUCCCCAUCUCGAUACCAUCUCGAUACCACAUCGUCAUCCACAUCAUCCACAGCGUCAUCCCGCAUCGCCUCGAUACCACAUCUCGAUCGCACGCCUCAGCUCUCGCCAUGGACAGCAGCCCCUGGCACAUCCAUGCCGAUGCCAUCACAGCCAUGUCCCCGCACCCUAUCGCCCGCAGCAGCUCAAGCGAGGUCUUCACGGCGUCGUACUAUGGAUCCGAGGUGGCCGUCAAGCAGCUCCGAGACAUAUCCGACCUCCUGCCGCCGGAUAUGUUUCGUCGCCAGCUCAACACAUGGUACAAUCUAAGCCAUCCACAUGUCUUGCCAUUGCUCGGAGCCUGCGAUAUAGCCAACCAACCGCUCAUCGUCACCCCGCUGAUGCCAAACGGCACCCUCAGCACCUACAUCCGCAAUGCCGGCAGCACAUGCCCGCUCGAAGAGAAGCUCCGGCUCCUGUGCCAGGUGGCAUCGGGGAUGGUUUAUCUUCAUGCCAAGGGCCUAUCUCACAACGACCUCAAGCCCCAGAAUGUCUUCUUGAACAGCUCGCGGGACGCCGUGGUUGCUGGCUUUUGCUCCCUCGUUGCCCAACACAACCUGGUCGAGAGCUCCACCUCAGACAGCGAGCCCGAGAUCAACCCGAGCAUCCAAGGCACUCUAGACUACAUGGCCCCUGAGAUGCUGGACGAUGACCUGCCCGCUGUCUCACCCAAGAAGGCCAAUGUCUAUGCCUUUGGCAUCAUGCUCUACGAGGUCCUCAACGACUGCAAGGCCGUCUGGGUCACAGCCACCGGCGACCCCAUGCGGGUGCGCACCAUCGAGGCGCAGAUCUGCAGAGGCAGCCGUCCCAAGACGCCUGCCGGCACCCCCGACGGCGUCCCAGAAGACAUCAGGCCCCUGGUUGAGCAGUGCUGGCACCAAGAUCCGAACAAGCGGCCCGAGUUCAGCGCCAUCCUCGCUGCCCUGGAGCCGCUCAGGGCCGCGCUGUCGUCCCAGGCUCCAAAAUCAUCACAGGCGCUCAGGCCGCCCGGAACAACCAUAUCGACGUUGCUGCCGAGCCCAGACUGGCUUGGCGAACUCGAAGCGCUUCUGCCGCUCGUCCCAAACACCUUUCGCGUGACCCGGAGCCAAGCCAUGCGAGGCGAUCCCGAGGCCUGUGUCCAGAUUGCCAUGAUUGUUUCUGCGAACAUGGGCGCCGCCGAUCCGCUGUGGCCCCAGGUCGCCCGACUGCUCCAGACCGGCGCCGACCACAACAGCUUGGAGGCUCAGUUCCAUCUGGGCUGGCUGCACUGGGCCGGCAUCGGAGUGGACCAAAGCGAUGCCAUUGCGUUCCGGUGCUGGAGCCGCGUCCGCAACGACUCGGACGAUCCGGCGCUGAAACCAAUUGCCACAUUCAUGGUUGGCUGGUGCUACUACCUUGGCCGAGGGACGGACCAGGACAAGCCGGAGGGAAUCGACCUGAUCCAUGCGAGCGCCACGGACGAGUUUGAUCUCGGCGGUCUGUGCUUCGAGCCCAACCAGGAGCCGGCAUCGUCCGACACUUUCGCAGCGCAGGAGUUCUCCAAGCUCUGCCAGUUUGCAAGCAAUCAGGACUGGCUGUGCAAACACCUGUCGGCCCUUUGCUAUGUUGGUGGAUACGGCGUCGGCAAGGACGAGACCCGAGCCUCCCAGAUCUUUACGAAUCUUGGUAACCAGGGCCACGACGUCAGCCAGCACUGGAGCGGUCUUUGCAUCUACAACGGCUGGGGCAUCGGUCGAAACGAUACCAGAGCCGUCCAGUGGUUUGUGAAGGCUGCCGAGCAGGGCGACUCGUACGCCAUGAACAGAAUCGCCCUCUGCUACAAAUAUGGCCACGGGGUCACACUCCAUCCGGCCAGAGCCAUCGAGUGGUUCACCAAAUCAGCCAUGCAGGGCAACCACUGGGGCCAAUUCAACCUCGGCAAGGGCUACUACACCGGCUCGGGCAUCAACCAGGAUUUCUGCGUCGCGGCCGAGUGGUAUGCCAAGUCGGCAGAGCAGGGAAAUCCAAAAGCCCAGAGCGCACUCGGUCGCUGCUACUACACCGGCAAGGGUGUAGCCAGGGACUACAACAAAGCCGCAGAGUGGCUCGCCAAGUCAGCCAUGCAGGGUUACUGUGAUGGCCAGUUUGGUUUUGCAAGCUGCUACGAGCACGGCUUUGGGGUCACGCAGGACUUUGAGCAAGCGGCCCACUGGUAUCGCUUGGCGGAGGCCCAGGGGUCGACCGAUGCUACCAACAUCCUCAGCGCCCUCCGGAACCAGGGCAUCAUCGACUGAGUAUGCUUUGCAAGGCACCGCGCAUCUUCGGCCGCCUCCAUGGCGUUGGGAUCGAGUCAAGUUUGGCAUUUCGAUUCGUCAUCGUCAAUCGUUCCACGGGCCUGUGCCGGGGGACAUGUUGAACACCGUCGCUACGACCAGUCCGUUUUGUCGUAUUCCAUAGAGGAAUGUAGUCUUGGCGAUAUACAGCUCACUUAAAGCGAAACGGGUCGCCCUAUUGAGUUGCUGAUUUCUGUGUCCUGAAUAUACACCAUCGCCCGUCAUGACCAAA
Molecule: messenger RNA, 2625 nt
Organism: Polychytrium aggregatum
Lineage: Eukaryota; Fungi; Chytridiomycota; Chytridiomycetes; Polychytriales
Product: kinase-like domain-containing protein
Exons: 1
Coding region: 171-2354 (727 amino acids)
Biological process (GO): protein phosphorylation
Molecular function (GO): ATP binding; protein kinase activity; protein binding
Source: RefSeq, a predicted model, not a curated record